GGUCCUCGUGAACAACUACUUGCUUUUAAAUAAAAUCAAACCCCAACCUUGAGGCAACUUCAGAAAAAACAUCACAUUUGAAUUCGAAUCCGAAAAAAAAAACAAAGUCCAAACAGUGAGGGUGAUGUCUUCCAAGCUGGCGUUUACUUUUCUUUACUUUCUCAUGAACUCCAAUUCUGACGUAUUUUAAAACGCAGCCUCAAAGUGACCAUUUAAAAGCCUUUUCUUUUAUUUCCAUUACCGUUGAUGAAAACUGAAAUUGGGCAGUCUAAUAUUGUUCAUACAUUUACACAAAAGAAUGUAUCCAAAGAUCAAGGUGAGGAAACAGGAAGAAGAUGAUGAAUCCUCCCCCCCAAAUGAUCAUGUAUCUACGCCUUCUUUAAGGGUUAAAAGUGAAUCUCUAUCUGUGGAAGGUUGUGGUUCCCACGCUUCAGAAGAAGAAAAUCAAAGUGAUUCUUCACCUUCAAUGGCAAGAUUUGCAAAGCCUUAUUUCGUCAGAAACUUGAAAGCACAGCCAUGUUCUGCAUCCAAAGGCAAAUUGAAGGACAACAGACGUAUUGGAGAGAAUAGAAAACUUAGUCUUGGAGCCAAAUCAGCUUUACGUCCUCGAGCAGUCUGGUCUAGUCCUGACAAUGACGGGAUAAUUGGGAAGAGAAACAAAUGGAAGAAUGAAAGAACCUUGACUUUGAAAAGUUGUAAUUCUGAGCUGAGGAAGCCCGCUAAAACCUCGGUUAUUGCAAAUCAGGGUAAAUCAGAGAGUCCUCUGAACAUAAGAAAGUGCUUCAAGGUGGGUCCAUGUGCAUCCAGUAACACAGGUGCUCUUAAGCAAAAGGGACUGUCAAAGAUCAGCAGUCCGGUCUAGAACACGAAAUCAAGCUUCAUUGAGAUUUAAAUACUUUGUCAUUACUACUGCGUUAGUUGUUUAUACUUUUAUCAAGUCACUUGGCUUCGGAAAGCUUUAUUUUUUCUAGGUGCCAAAUGAUAUGUUACCUUCCUUUAUCAGCGACGGUUCUCUAUUCAAUUGAUUUAUAUUGAGAUUUAUCAGUCA
Molecule: messenger RNA, 1048 nt
Organism: Populus euphratica (Euphrates poplar)
Lineage: Eukaryota; Viridiplantae; Streptophyta; Magnoliopsida; Malpighiales; Salicaceae
Exons: 5
Coding region: 299-862 (187 amino acids)
Source: RefSeq, a predicted model, not a curated record